UAUUUGGUGAACCGUGCCCGGGAUCAGAAGCUUCAAAGUAGCUGCACACAGAUGGAUAUUCACUCCCUCCAGUCCCACAGCAACAUUCAGUUCUUUCUGGCAUCCUAGUGCAGAACUACGUGUGGGAGUCACUGGAAGCUACCUUCACCUCAGUCCAGGGUUGGAUGUGCAACCUGGAACCACCCUCACCUCGGUCUACCUCCUGUAGGAACCCAUGAUGGCUCAUGGCGGGGUGGUCCUGGACAGAGACCGGUUCAACUGCUCGGUGUGCCUGGAUGUCCUGAAGGAGCCGGUGACCAUUCCAUGCGGCCAUAGUUACUGCUCCCACUGCAUCCGCAGCUACUGGGACGGAGAUGACCACUCGGAGGUCUUCAAGUGCCCUCAAUGUCCGCGGACUUUCAACCGCAGGCCGGCGCUCUGCCGAAACACCUUACUGGCUGACUUGUUGGAAAGAUUCCAGCAAAGUGGACACCUGAAGGCGUUGUCGGGUCAAAGUCUGGCGAAGAGGAAGGACAGGGCGAUCAGUCAGGUGAUGCGACAACUGUUGGAUAAAUUAAACCCGGAUGAGCAGAAACUUGUCCAGGAUGAGUUGGAUUCCCAGGAUAAAAAGAUGAGGGUGUACAGAAUGGCUUUUCUGGUGCUCGAUAAGAAGCAACUGGAGGAGCAGAAGACGCAGAUGGAGAAACAGACGAUGAGAGACCUGAACAAGUUGGACAAGACCAAGAAGGAGACACGGGACCAUGUGGAAGAGUGCGAGGAGAAGUUGAGGACGCGAGAAAGGGAGGCGAAGGAGAUGGUCGACAGCAGCCAGGCUAGAGUGGACAGCACCCAGGAGAAACUGGGCCAGAUCGUGAAGAAGUUGAAGGACAACGAGCAGGAGUAUGAAGAGCUGAGGCAAGAACGCCUUGAGGUGCUCCGAGCGUGGGUUGGAAGUUCCAUGCCACACUGUUCCUACGAGCUUGGAGAGGGCGAGGCCCUGAGGGACGAGGGUCUGAAGGACGAUGCCGAGCCGGUGCCAGCAAAGAAGACUAAGGACACUUUAUAAAGUCGUAGGUUUAUCUCUCCAGUCUGCGCUCGCUGGCCCAAAGCUCAUUUAUUCUCUCUCAGUGUACACAUUGAAAUUUGCUACCGUCUAAUUUCCAUUUUUUUAGAUCCUAGACCUGCACGGCAAAAAACUGUAGUGUCGAAUCAACUCCCGCAGAGUUCAUUCUGACACCUUUUUAAAGGUUUAUACAGUUCCACACUCUACAGAGUUAACUAUUCAACACUAUGCCAGAGUUCCUUCUUUGAAUCAUCAAACUGGUUUGAACGAUCACUAAGUCAGGUAAUACUUUAUCUUGCUUGUGUUUGAGCUCACAAAUAUACAGUUCUGCAUCACGAUAUGUCCUAAAGUAGUCAAGCUUGUUAUUGUGACAGGAAGUAGGGUUCCCAGGUGACCGGUGUUGCGUCGGACCAGACUUCCCUCCCAGGGAAGUAAAGUUACUGGUCAAUCCCAAGUUCUUUCAGAUGACAUAUAUGCAGAGUAAGAAGGACCAUCAAGACAGAAUUGGAAUAUUAUCAAGUUUUACUGAAACUUUCAGGAGAACCACCUAGACCAGGGGUCACCAACCUUUUUGAAACCAAGAGCUACUUCUUGGGUACUGAUUAAUGCGAAGGGCUACCAGUUUGAUACACACUUAAAUAAAUUGCCAAAAAUAGCCAAUUUGCUCAAUUUACCUUUAACUCUAUGUUAUUAUUCAUAAUUAAUGAUAUUUACACUUAAUUGAACGGUUUAAAAGAGGAGAAAACACGAAAAAAAAUGACAAUUAAAUUUUGAAACAUAGUUUAUCUUCAAUUUCGACUCUUUAAAAUUCAAAAUUCAACCGAAAAAAAGAAGAGAAAAACUAGCUAAUUCGAAUCUUUUUGAAAAAAAUAAAAAAAUAAUUAAUGGAACAUCAUUAGUAAUUUUUCCUGAUUAAGAUUAAUUUUAGAAUUUUGAUGACAUGUUUUAAAUAGGUUAAAAUCCAAUCUACACUUUGUUAGAAUAUAUAACAAAUUGGACCAAGCUAGACAAAUCAUUAUUUCUUCUAGAUUUUCCAGAAACAUUUUUUUAAAAGAAAUUCAAUAGACUUUGAAAUAAGAUUAAAAUUUGAUUCUACAGAUUUUCUAGAUUUGCCAGAAUAUUUUUUUAAAAUUUUAAUCAUAAUAAGUUUGAAGAAAUAUUUCACAAAUAUUCUUCACAUCAGUGUGUGAAUGUGUGUGUGAAUGGGUAAAUGUGGAAAUACUGUCAAAGCGCUUUGAGUACCUUGAAGGUAGAAAAGCGCUAUACAAGUACAACCCAUUUAUCAUUUAUUUCGUCGAAAAAACAGAAGCUAAAAUGAAGAAUUAAAUUAAAAUGUAUUUAUUAUUCUUUACAAUAAAAAAAAAUUAAAAUUACUUGAACAUUGAUUUAAAUUGUCAGGAAAGAAGAGGAAGGAAUUUAAAAGGUAAAAAGGUAUAUGUGUUUAAAAAUCCUAAAAUCAUUUUUAAGUGUAUUUUUUCUCUAAAAUUGUCUUUCUGAAAGUUAUAAGAAGCAAAGUAAAAAAAUUAAUGAAUUUAUUUAAACAAGUGAAGACCAAGUCUUUAAAAUAUUUUCUUGGAUUUUCAAAUUCAAUUUGAGUUUUGUCUCUCUUAGAAUUAAAAAUGUCGGGCAAAGCUAGACCAGCUUGCUAGUAAAUAAAUAAAAUUUAAAAAAUAGAGGCUGCUAUUUGAACUAUUUUUAGAACAGGCCAGCGGGCUACUCAUCUGGUCCUUACGGGCUACCUGGUGCCCGCGGGCACCGCGUUGGUGACACCUGACCUAGACCAAUACAUUCAUACCGGCUUCCUAAGUUGUUCUAACAUUCAAACAGGAAGAGAAAACUUCUUGAGUAGCAAACAGCCCCCACCCUCUCCAGGAAGGAAUACAGGCUCAUUGUUCUACUACAGAUAAGAUGUAAGGGAGUACUCCAACUCCUACAUUCCAAGUCUUCAAGGUAACACACACAGUUCACUUGCGGGCAUAAAAUGGAGAAAUAGAAAGAGUACAAAUAGAAAAACACUAGCUGCUUCAAACAUGACUAUGAGUACAGAAAGAAGUCUUAAACAUGUCUGCUUUCUCCACACCGGUCAGGCUCGUUAGACAUCGGGAAUCUCAGUGAGAUUGUUCUCGUUUUGAUGAUAUCGGUUUACUUGGUAAGACUUUUUGUGUUAUAAAUCAGAUACUAGGUGACUUGUUUUCCCGUGAUACUGCUACUUCAGAAAGUGGACUUUACAGGUGUCAAACUGAUAUCAUUGAUGGAAAUAAAGUUGAACAA
Messenger RNA from Entelurus aequoreus (snake pipefish), 3313 nucleotides. RefSeq names its product E3 ubiquitin-protein ligase TRIM58-like. Lineage: Eukaryota; Metazoa; Chordata; Actinopteri; Syngnathiformes; Syngnathidae. The transcript has 6 exons. The record is from RefSeq and is a predicted model, not a curated record. The coding region runs from base 215 to 1045 and encodes 276 amino acids.